This is a messenger RNA of Felis catus (domestic cat), 4726 nucleotides long. It is a transcript of the gene FZR1, whose product is annotated as fizzy and cell division cycle 20 related 1. Gene Ontology annotation, molecular function: protein binding; ubiquitin ligase activator activity; anaphase-promoting complex binding. The transcript is spliced from 14 exons. The coding region runs from base 269 to 1759 and encodes 496 amino acids. Gene Ontology annotation, biological process: positive regulation of ubiquitin protein ligase activity; anaphase-promoting complex-dependent catabolic process; positive regulation of anaphase-promoting complex-dependent catabolic process. The record is from RefSeq and is a predicted model, not a curated record. Lineage: Eukaryota; Metazoa; Chordata; Mammalia; Carnivora; Felidae. Gene Ontology annotation, cellular component: anaphase-promoting complex.
GGGGCGUGGCCGGCCACGGGAGCGCGCGCGGCGGAGGAGGGCUCCGGGAGGCCGCGGAACAGCGACCGCCGCCAUAUUAAGGAGCGCGGAGCCCGGGGUCCCGACAGCGGCGGCCGCGGCCGGACCAGUGGAGCUGCGGGCGGCAGAGGCCGGCGCGGCGCUGCGCCGGGAGAGACGGGGUCGGCGGAGCCAACGGGGGACCGGAGCGAGCCAGGCUGACCCGGGCCGGCUGACCUUGGCCGGCGGCCUGUGCCUGCCCUGCGUCGCCAUGGACCAGGACUAUGAGCGGCGCCUCCUCCGGCAGAUCGUCGUUCAGAACGAGAACACGAUGCCCUGCGUCGCAGAGAUGCGGCGAACCCUGACGCCCGCCAACUCUCCCGUGUCCUCCCCCAGCAAGCACGGAGACCGCUUCAUCCCCUCGAGAGCCGGUGCCAACUGGAGCGUCAAUUUCCACAGGAUCAAUGAGAAUGAGAAGUCUCCCAGCCAAAAUCGGAAAGCCAAGGACGCCACCUCGGACAACGGCAAAGAUGGCCUGGCCUACUCCGCCUUGCUGAAGAACGAACUGCUGGGGGCCGGCAUCGAGAAGGUGCAGGACCCGCAGACGGAGGACCGAAGGCUGCAGCCCUCCACGCCUGAGAAGAAGGGCCUGUUCACGUAUUCCCUCAGCACCAAGCGCUCCAGCCCCGACGAUGGCAACGAUGUGUCUCCCUACUCCUUGUCCCCCGUUAGCAACAAGAGUCAGAAGCUACUGCGGUCGCCACGGAAACCCACCCGCAAGAUCUCCAAGAUCCCCUUCAAGGUCCUGGACGCGCCAGAGCUGCAGGACGACUUCUACCUGAACCUGGUGGACUGGUCGUCCCUCAAUGUGCUCAGCGUGGGGCUGGGGACCUGCGUGUACCUGUGGAGCGCCUGCACCAGCCAGGUGACCCGGCUCUGUGACCUCUCGGUGGAAGGGGACUCGGUGACCUCCGUGGGCUGGUCUGAACGGGGGAACCUGGUGGCCGUUGGCACGCACAAGGGCUUUGUGCAGAUCUGGGACGCAGCUGCAGGAAAGAAGCUGUCCAUGCUGGAAGGCCACACGGCACGCGUCGGGGCGCUGGCCUGGAACGCCGACCAGCUCUCGUCCGGGAGCCGGGACCGCAUGAUCCUGCAGAGGGACAUCCGGACCCCGCCCCUGCAGUCAGAGCGGCGGCUGCAGGGCCACCGGCAGGAGGUGUGUGGGCUCAAGUGGUCCACGGACCACCAGCUCCUCGCCUCGGGGGGCAACGACAACAAGCUGCUGGUCUGGAACCACUCGAGCCUGAGCCCCGUGCAGCAGUACACGGAGCACCUGGCGGCCGUGAAGGCCAUCGCCUGGUCCCCGCACCAGCACGGGCUGCUGGCGUCUGGCGGUGGCACGGCUGAUCGCUGCAUCCGCUUCUGGAACACGCUCACGGGGCAGCCGCUGCAGUGCAUCGACACGGGCUCCCAGGUGUGCAACCUCGCCUGGUCCAAGCACGCCAACGAGCUGGUGAGCACGCACGGCUACUCGCAGAACCAGAUCCUGGUGUGGAAGUACCCGUCCCUGACCCAGGUGGCAAAGCUGACCGGGCACUCGUACAGGGUCCUGUACCUGGCCAUGUCCCCUGAUGGAGAGGCCAUAGUCACUGGUGCUGGGGAUGAAACCCUGAGGUUCUGGAACGUCUUUAGCAAAACCCGUUCGACAAAGGUAAAGUGGGAGUCCGUGUCAGUGCUCAACCUCUUCACCAGGAUCCGGUAAACCCUCGGGCCUCUCUGUCCGGGUCGGAAGAGCACCGUCUCUCCUCGGCGUUCACGGACCCUCCCCUCUCCGGCACGCGGUCCCCGGAGGAAGCAGCCGGGGUGGGGCGGGGAGUCGGGCCUGGAGAGACCCCGAAGAUUCUCAUUAAAGCCUGAUUGCGAACCCUGGCAGCCAGUGUUUGGGGCGGGGGCACGGCCGGGCACCAGCAGGAGAGGGGCUCCCGCUCCCUGCACGCUGGGCGGCCCCGGCGGGGACCAUCCGUUCGGCCGCUCUGCUCGGAGCACGACGGACGCCUCCUGGGACCCAGCCUGCUUCUGUUCACGUCCAUCGCUGCGUUGUCGUCGUCGUCCCAUCGUCCUCGUCGUCGGGCCUGCAUGCUCUUCCUGAAGCACGUGCUCGCCACCGCCGCUGCCUUCGCCCACGCCUGCGGGACAGACAGCCGGACGCCCGGCCGGUCAGCUGAGGCUGGGCAGACGGCUGAGCUCGGCCCGUGGAUCCGAGAGACACAUCCAGCUGCCCGGCGUCUCGGCAGCUGUGCCCGUGACUCCACAGGCUCGGCACGGCCUCCGGGGCAGGCUCCGUGCCAGGCGGUCAUCUCGAGAUGGACUUCUGCCCGAGGAAGACGAGUCAGGUCCAUUCGUUGUGUCGUGCUCACCCCAACCCCCCACCGUCCUGUCACUGCCGGGUCCCAGCCAGGGAGACCCAAGGGCAGAAUCAACCCUGAGGGCCGGGUCCUCCUCCCCGGCGCCCCCCGCACGCCCAGGUCGCCCCGUGGGGUCCCGACCCUCUGUUCCGUUGGCUGUGGGGCGGCUGGGGGAGGCGGCCCUCCCCUCACGUCCUCUGCUCUGUCCCCAGCUGCACCUGGGCCCAUCCCCUCCCGCCGAGGGAGGAAAGAGGGCCUGGGUGUGGCCCGGGACCUGAACGGCAGGCCCCUGUCCCUCCUCGGGUCGGUGGAGGGGUGGGUGUACUGGCACGGCGGAGCCGGCGGAGCGGGCCCGGGCUAGGCUGGGGGCCAGCAGUCAGGGCCGGGCCGCGCAGAUCCCCUCCGCGUCCCGGUGGCCUUGCGCUCUUUCCUGUCAGCCGUGUGUGCACGUGUAUAUACGUACUCGUGGCUUUUGUUUAGGUUUGGUUUUGUGUUUGUGUAGACGGGUCCCAGGAAAGUGGAGGGGUGGUGGGGGAGGAGCAGUGGCUCAGCCACUACAGCGGGACGGCUCCCGGCUCCCGACCAGCUGAGCCUGCCUGAACUGGGCGGGGAGGGGGGCUGCCUCCCAGCGGGGCCGGGCCGGGGACAGCGUACGUAGAUGUGUGUUUUGAUUGGUCGAGUUCUUAUUUUUGUUUUGAGUGGUUUUUUUAAGAAAACAACCCCGGCUCUGUCGCGCUGUCUGUCGCCUUGUGCCCUGCGGGAGCCCGGGAACCGGCUGUGCUCGUGUGGCUGUGCCGCCUGGGAGCUGGGACAGGGAGGUGCCCGGUGCACCGCUCGGGCCUCGAGUGCGGGGACGGGCGCUGGGAGUGGAGCGAGCCUUGUUUCUUGUCAACCGCAGCAUCGUUGUCAUUAAACCGGUUGUGGGUUUACGCACUGCUGGGGCUGGCUCUCCGUCUCUCUGGUCCCCAGCUGGGAGGGGUCCUGCGGGUCUGCACGUGCCCGGGGCCGCAGGCCAGCCUAAGUGUCACAAACGGGCACAGGCGACUCGCCCUGGGCGAGCUGGCUGCGGAGGAGUCUCGCGGGCAGGCUGAGAGAGGUGCCCGUGACCCUGGCUUCGUGGUCCCCCGGGGCAGAGGGCAUGGGUGUAGCCAGCCCUCGUGGCCCAGCCAGGGCACGGCCCUGCUGUAGGGGAGAGGCACCCACUCCUGGCUGCCAUCCGGGAGGAGAAGGGUGGGGCCGGAGGCGGUGGUCUGUGCCUGCACAGAGGAGGGGAGGGGCCGGAGGAGACGGGGGGCCGUGGGACUAGGGGCACGGGGCCACAUGGCAGCUUGUGGGUGGGGCAGGUGCUUCUGUCACCUCUAUCUGGCCGGUGGGGAAACAGGCCAGUGGGCGGCGUCACUGGCCCAGCGUGUCACACGGAGUGCUGGGGGGCAGGGGGUGGGGGGUGAGAUUUGUUGGUUGACCUUCAGGUGUAGCUUUUGUGAGAAAAGGGAAGGGGUGUGGUGGUGGUGGUGGACGAGGGGCAGGCAGGGGCAGCGAGUGAGGGGCAGCCAGAGGGGGAGCUGAGGACUCGGCGGGGACCAUGGAAGAGAGAGAUCUGGAAGUGCUGGAGGGCAGCAGGAGGUCUUGGGGGUGGGGAGGAAGGCCAGCCCCGGCCAGAGUGGGGGCAGGACCUGGCAGGUCAGGGGGCCCCAGGGGUCUCAGAAGGGUGAGCCCCCUGCCGCGAGCAGGUGCCCACAGCGGGCAUGCACCCCGGCCCCUCCCUCUAGGUGAGGAGCCCCGUCUGGGACCGUGGGGACGAGAGAGACCGGACCACAGCACCUGCCUUCGUGGGCCUCCGCUGUGGCAGGAGUGGGACGGGACGGGGAGAAGCCCGUGUGGCUCUCAGUGUGACAGGUGGCGGAGGCCCUAGAAAAUGUCAUCUUCGAACCCGAGGCCCAGUGGAGCCUGGUGUUUGAUCAAGGGCCCAGAGAGCAGGGGGCACCAGGGCGGAGAGCACAGUCCCCGCACAGGCUCUGGAGCAGAGCCUGUGAGGGGAGGGUGGGGAGCGGGUGGGGCAGGGCAGGUGGGGCCUCGGGGGCCCUUGGAGUUCACGUGUCUGUUAUGUGGUGUAUCUUGGAGCAUAUGUCGGUGAUGUUUAGUACGUUCACGAGGUGGUGCUGCUACCGUGUCUAGUUCCAGAACAUUCCACCACCCCAGAAGACGACCCGUCCCCAUCAGCUGUCACUCCCUGCCCCCUCCCCGGUGCCCGGCCCCCACAAACCCCCUUCCCGUCUGUGGAUGAGCCUGUUCUGGACGUUUCACAUAAAUGGAAUCACACCCCG